AUGAAAAUUUGUGAAUUGGCAAAGAAAUUUGACCUACCGGAAUCAACAGUCCGAACGGUUGUAAAAGGUAAAGAAAAAAUUAUGACCGCUGUGAAAGACUCUCAAUCUUUGAAUUCAAGUAUCAUCCGUAAGCGUCACGGUAUUAUCGCACAGAUGGAAACAUUGCUACAGUCAUGGUGUGAUAAUCAAGUAAGAGUGAAAAAUUGUCCUGUUGAUCAAAAUACAGUGUGCUUUCAAGCAAAGCAGAUUUUUGAAAAACUAAAAGAAGAAGCUGGGGAGGCGGCUGAAAAUGAAGUGUUUAAAGCUAGUAACGGCUGGUUCAGCCGAUUUAAGUGUCGUUGUAAUUGGCAUAGCAUCGCAGAGAGUGGAGAAGCGGCAAGCGCUGAUAAAGAAACUGCAUCUCUCUAUCCAGAAAAACUCAAAACAAUGAUAGAUGAAGGUGGCUACACUAGUCAAACUAUUUUCAACGUAGAUGAAACAGGUCUUUUUUGGAAGAAAAUGCCUAAAAGAACUUUUAUUGCGCGUGAAGAGAAAACUUUUCCAGGUUUUAAAGCCGCCAAGGAUCGAUUAACACUGAUGGUUGGUGCGAAUGCAGCUGGAGAUUGUAAAUUAAAACCUCUGUUAGUUUAUCGCUCAGAAAAUCCAAGAGCCUUAAAAAAUAAAUCUAAAGCUGGUUUGCCUGUCAUUUGGAAGUCUAAUGCAAAAGCUUGGGUGACAGCUUCUCUUUUUGAAGACUGGUUUGGCCAUCAUUUUAUUCCUGAAGUUGAACGUUACUGCCGAUUAAAAGAAAUCCCAUUUAAAGUGAUGCUACUAAUUGAUAAUGCGCCAGGUCAUCCUCCCGCAACUCUAAUUAAUUUUGAUCCACGUGUGGAAGUUGUAUUUUUGCCACCAAACACUACCAGCUUGCUUCAACCAAUGGACCAGGGAGUCAUUAAAACAUUUAAAGCUUACUACACAAGGCGGUCAUUUGCACAUCUACAUGAAGCUAUGAGACAAAACAAUGAGCUUUCUGUUAAAGACUUUUGGAAGCAAUUCAAUGUUUUAGAUGCUGUAAGAAUUAUUGGACAAUCUUGGAAUGAGGUUUCACAAAAAACUCUCAAUGGUGUCUGGAAAAAACUGUGUCCAUUUUUUUUCACCUCUGAAACCCAAGGAGAAACCAUUUCAGAUCCUGAACAAAUCGAUAGCAUAAUAGAUAUCGAUAUCGCCAAGCAAUUAAAUUUAGAGGUCGAUAAUGAUGACGUUCAAGAAUUGCUAGAUUCACACAAUCAAGAGCUAACAAUUGACGAGGUUAUAGAAAUGCGUAAGUAUCUGAGCAAGAUAUUGACCAAACUGAUUCGCUAG
Molecule: messenger RNA, 1341 nt
Organism: Bactrocera tryoni
Lineage: Eukaryota; Metazoa; Arthropoda; Insecta; Diptera; Tephritidae
Product: tigger transposable element-derived protein 1-like
Exons: 1
Coding region: 1-1341 (446 amino acids)
Cellular component (GO): nucleus
Molecular function (GO): DNA binding
Source: RefSeq, a predicted model, not a curated record